Amblyraja radiata (thorny skate) is the source of this 2460-nucleotide messenger RNA. RefSeq lists its product as uncharacterized. Bases 139 to 1011 code for a protein of 290 amino acids. The transcript has 4 exons. NCBI's taxonomy places the organism in Eukaryota, Metazoa, Chordata, Chondrichthyes, Rajiformes, Rajidae. The record is from RefSeq and is a predicted model, not a curated record.
UGUGACGUCGGGGAGUGGGUUGAAAUCACCCAGACGUGUGUCUGCUAUCUGCAACAACAAAACAAAAAAAAAAGGGCAAAGCAGCAUGAUUAGCAAAGUAGCAGACUCACCGCUUGCACCAAAUGACUCCAUCCAGGGAUGCUGCACCAGUGUGAUUUCCCCAAAAACCGACUCCCGUCUCUCUGGUCGGUGGAUUUGAUCAAAAGUCACGAAGCCUUGUUAAAUGCAGCCAGGAGGGAUGCUGUGAUUUUGCUGAAGUCCAUCGGGAACGCGUCCAAGCAAUGGAUCCACCGACCUUCCAACAUCCUGCUGCUCUAUUACCGAUGGAAAUGGGCUGACGCACUGAGUGAUAUUGUCAGUCUGUAUCGAAGAUGGAAUGGUACCGAGUCAGCGGAAGCAACCAAUGGUAUCACCUCUCUUCGACGGACCUGGAGUGGGAAAGUGUAUGAGCUCCAUCAAAAAGGUGUUGCUGUAAUCGAACUGAAUUCUAUUGAGCAGCAGCAUGUGAAGUUUAUCUCUGAAUUUAUAUAUUUACAAAAAUGGACACUACGGCAUGCAGCAGUCACCACCGAGGAAUUGAUACAUAUGCACAACAAAGAAAGUAGGAAUGUUGGGAGCUGCAUUUCUAAAUCCAAUGCUGAGCAGUCCUUAUUCUGUGUGUUUCCAGAAUCACUGGUCUGUUUGGAAAUGUUCUGCAAGGAUGUCAUGGAGCUUUCUGAGGAAUUGUACAAAAACUCUGUCCAUGUGUUAGAAUCAAGCACAACGAUUCUGCCCGAUCCAGACCAGGACUGGUGGAUAAUAAACCUUCCAGAGUGGAUGCAGUACAUCAGCAGGGUCUUGCCUGCAUUGGAGGACACCAUUAUUAAAAUUCGGAACAUUACUCAUCAGUUUCUAGAAUAUUUUAAAACAACCACCAUUGCUUGCAGCUUAAAGAGCCAUCCGGAUAUUGGGUACUAUGUCAGUGACUACAGUUUUAAAGAAGCAUAUAUGAAAAAGAUGUGGCAUUUAUAGUGGAUUUUUAAAGUUAUACAAAAUAUGGAGAGGAUGAACACUCAGUACAAGUCUGUGACAUAAGAUUGACUGUAAAUAAAGACAUGGAAUGAAAAUCAGUCAGUUCUCAUACAUUUCAGCUCAUCCCAAAAAUGUUUGUGGAAAGAGCGUACUGAGGAAUUCAUAAAUAUGUCUGGAAAUUGUGCUAAUGUAAACGGGGCAACCAACAGGACAAAGCGCAGCACAGGAACAGGCCCUUCGGCCCUCAAUGGAUGGGCUGAACAUGAUUCCAAGAUAAACUAAUCAUGUCUGCCUGUAUGUGAUCCCUGUCCCUCCAUUCCUUACAUAUCCAUGUGCCUAUCUCAAAGCCUCUUAAAUGCCACUAUCUUGUCUGCCUCCACCCACCACCCUCUGUGUAAAGAAACUCACCAUGCACAUCUCCUUUACAUUUUUCCCCUCUCACCUUAAAGCUAUGCCCUCUAGCCUUUGACAUUUCCACCUCUGGGGGAAAAAAAGGUUCUGACUGUCUACCUUAUCUGUCUCUCAUAAUUUUCUAUAAUUCUAUCAUGUUUUAAACAAAGUUGAAUUAUUACGAUCUGUACUUCAAAAGUAAACACUGAGAACUGUACGUUGAAAUUAAUAAACCCAUCGUUUAGCUUUCUAUACAGACUCCAUAUGAAUAUAGUCAUACAGCACGGAAACAGGCCCUUCGGCCCAACUUGCCCAUGCCAACCAAGCUGCCCCAUCUACACCAGUCCCGCCUGCCUGCGUUUGACCCAUAUCUCUCUAACCCCUUCCUGUCCAUGUACCUGUCGAAAUGCUAUUUGCAGUAAAUGUUGUAUUUGUACUUUGUGCCAGCUCAUCCCCACUGGAACUUUAACAGUUCAUUUUGAUUCCAUUAAAACGAGGGUUGUUAAGGGCUAGGAUCCGCGGUCAAAUUCAGUCACAAUCUAAAUCAGGGGCAAGGUAAUUCUGAUGAUCUUAUAUUAAAUAACUAGUUCAGCAAGCAGAUUAUGGUCAAUGAAUGUAGCAUUAAACUGUAGCUGUUGAACAUUUAAAUCAUAACUAUGAAAUGCCGGAAAAAUUCAGAUCAAUAGUUAAUGAAUUCUUUGUGCAACCAUAUGUCAUGCAUGCAUUAGCAGUACCUUAUAAAACAAUGUUGUAAAGUUGUUAAAUAUAUGUUAGCUUUUGUUGGAGGAUAUAUGGUUUGUUCCCCUCAUUUCAUCAAAAAAACUUUGUAGAAAGUAAAACAGUGUCAAUUUUUCCAAAUACGUAGUUUUCCAAAUUCAGUAUGGAUUUACAAGAUUGAAUGGAAGAUAUUUUUCUUAUGCUAUGGUAUUAUGAAUUACACUAUAAUAUAAAACUACAUGAUUAUUAUAUGCAAAUAAACUAUUAAAUGAGCUAUUACACAUAUUCUUGCCUCACAGAAAAAUACCAUGUAUGACUUUUCAUUAAAUGAUUGUGACUGAA